Mus pahari (shrew mouse) is the source of this 2695-nucleotide messenger RNA. It is a transcript of the gene Gnb3, whose product is annotated as G protein subunit beta 3. The record is from RefSeq and is a predicted model, not a curated record. Bases 1238 to 2260 code for a protein of 340 amino acids. Gene Ontology annotation, cellular component: cytoplasm; heterotrimeric G-protein complex. Gene Ontology annotation, biological process: G protein-coupled receptor signaling pathway. NCBI's taxonomy places the organism in Eukaryota, Metazoa, Chordata, Mammalia, Rodentia, Muridae. Gene Ontology annotation, molecular function: signaling receptor complex adaptor activity; protein binding. The transcript has 10 exons.
AUCCUCUCCCAACCUGUGCAAUAAAGAACAUGAGGCUCCCCAGCCAGGGCCUGGUCUGCUCUAUCCCAGCUUCCCUGGCUGCUGGAGGUGGGGUUGGCUACAACUGGCCUGGGAGGGGACAGGUGGUGUCUUGGGGCCUCCCAGAGGUGGAGCCAUGACAGCGCAGUGAUUUGUCAGGGAAAUCUCAGCCACCUGCUGCUUCAUGCAAAUAGGCCCUGGUGCCCCAUCGCCACCACCACCACCACCAGGGCCACAGCUGCUCCUUGGGCCUCCAACUCUAAGCCGUACCAUCCCUCCCUGACUGGCUGACAGGUCUGAGCCUUCUGGCCCCUACCUUCACAGCCCACUAAGACCCCGGGAGUCAUGUGAGAGUGCAUGAGGACAGACCCCAGCCUAGAAGCAGGACACAGAGUUCUGUUCUCUUUUGUAGUCAUUUCUUUGCCCACAACGCAGGGGCACAUGGGCCAGCUUUCCCCCCCCAUCAACUCCCCCAACUAGGAUCAGGCCCAGUGGCAGCUGGUCAGGGCUUGUCCAGAAAAAGGAUUAUCCAGCUCAGCCCCUUCUAAUCUCAUCUUCUGCCUGGACCCUCUUCCCCUCCUCCCCACAGCCCUCAUCGAGGAAGCAUGGUUUGUGGUGUUGACAACAGGGUCAUCUGUCACCCUCCUGUCCUGGCUCCUGGCCUGCUUGCUGAACAGGCCUGUACUGGCAAGAUCAUGACCACAGGUUGGGGCUAGGGUCUGGGGAGGUCACUGGAGCUGUGGCGGGCUCCUGUUCUACUUCCCCAAACCCAACCAGUAAUCCUCAGGGCUUGUCUCUGAUCCGCGGGCUGAUGCUCUUAUCUCUGCUGGCGGACUGACCGUGGACGCACCCCUCGAUUCCCCCCUUCUUACGGUUGGAGAGGGGGUGCUGCUCAUCUCUGGUUCACAGGCCUGCUUCCCACCCCUCCAGGCUGGCCCAAGUCUCUGGAAGCCUCAUACCUCCCUCCCUGGCCUCUCCCCCACCCCUGCAGCUGAUUUCAUUUGCCUGGCGGUUGUUGCUGGCUUUACCCUUCCCUGUCAUUCCCCCCUCCCUCCCAGUCAGGGCCAGGCCAGGCCAGCUCCUCUGGCAGCAGAGGGGGGCAGGUGACAGGCGGGCAUCGAAGCUGAGACGGUGAGGCGGCGAGGCGCCUGGGAAGCGGAAACCUGGGAGAAGUCCAGCCAGAGCCCAAGAGCCGGAACUACCCCUCGACCUGUGCACCAUGGGGGAGAUGGAGCAGCUGAGGCAGGAGGCAGAGCAGCUCAAGAAGCAGAUUGCUGAUGCCAGGAAAGCCUGUGCUGACAUCACUCUGGCUGAGCUUGUGUCUGGUCUGGAGGUGGUGGGCCGAGUCCAGAUGCGGACACGGAGGACAUUAAGGGGACACCUGGCCAAGAUCUAUGCCAUGCACUGGGCCACUGACUCUAAGCUGCUCGUAAGUGCCUCGCAGGAUGGGAAGCUGAUCGUGUGGGACACUUACACCACUAAUAAGGUGCAUGCAAUCCCGCUGCGUUCCUCCUGGGUCAUGACCUGUGCCUAUGCACCAUCAGGGAACUUUGUGGCGUGUGGAGGGCUGGACAACAUGUGUUCAAUCUACAGCCUCAAAUCCCGAGAGGGCAACGUCAAGGUCAGCCGGGAGCUCUCUGCUCAUACAGGUUAUCUCUCCUGUUGCCGCUUCCUGGAUGACAACAACAUCGUGACUAGCUCUGGGGACACCACGUGUGCCUUGUGGGACAUUGAGACGGGGCAGCAGAAGACAGUGUUUGUGGGACACACUGGUGACUGCAUGAGCCUGGCUGUGUCCCCAGACUACAAACUCUUCAUUUCGGGAGCUUGCGAUGCUAGCGCCAAGCUCUGGGAUGUGAGGGAAGGGACCUGUCGUCAGACUUUCACUGGCCAUGAGUCAGACAUCAAUGCCAUCUGUUUCUUUCCCAAUGGUGAGGCCAUCUGCACCGGCUCAGACGACGCCUCCUGCCGCCUCUUUGACUUGAGAGCAGACCAGGAACUGACUGCCUAUUCCCACGAGAGCAUCAUCUGUGGUAUCACGUCUGUCGCCUUCUCGCUCAGUGGGCGCCUGCUCUUCGCGGGCUAUGAUGACUUCAACUGCAAUGUCUGGGACUCUCUGAAGUGCGAGCGUGUAGGCAUACUCUCUGGCCAUGACAACAGAGUCAGCUGCCUGGGGGUCACAGCUGAUGGCAUGGCUGUGGCCACUGGCUCCUGGGACAGCUUCCUCAAAAUCUGGAAUUGAGGAGGCUAGAGGAAGAGGUGGGAAGCCGUGAAGGUUCUCAGCAGGCUCCUCCUAUGCCCCAUCUCCUUAGGGCCAGUCUUCUAUACUCCAGGGGCCAUUCCUAGUAAACUUCUUUUUAAGAGCAGGUGGGAUUAUGGGAGUGUGCCUUUGGAAGCACCAGGGACUCAAGGGCAAAGAACUGCCCCAUUUCCUGCCAUGGCCUCUCCUCUCCACAGCCCUCACAGCCUCUCCCUUAAUAAACAACAAUGGACUCCUUCCUCACCCUACAGUCCUCCUGGGUUACCAGUAGCCUUUGUCCAGACGGGGACCGGCCAGAGUGCUCAGCCCGUUGACUAUGGAUGUCGCUCCUAGACUCCUGGCUCCCUUUCGCUUUCUCCUUUUCUGCCCUUUUGUUCUCUCUUAUUAUCUAAUAAAAUGUAGCAUCCUGGUACCUCU